AUGGCCGCCGAUUUCAGUCCAUCGGCUUUCCUCGAGGAGCUAGAGUCUUUCGGGAAACCGCCACCUCCGAGACAGCUUGUCACUGAAACGUCACCGAGCACUAGCGAGAUUGUCUCCAAGCUGAAUGCGCUCAAUUUGGACAAACAGAAGAAAAUGCGCACCGGUAAUCCGACAAGUGCAUCGGAAAAUGGAAUGGUUUCUUUGGGAAGAAAGUUGGCCGCCGCGCAAACGAAAGAGGAAAUUUCAAGAGAAGAAGCGAGUGGAUUGAGACAAAUGGUGCUCUCGGCGUCACGCCCGAAAAACCCGUGGAGCUCCCAGGAAAGCAGCUCGGUCGACUCGGGAAGAGCCUACGCGAAAGAGGUGGCUCAGAAUCAGACAUCAAAAAGGCCAUCGUCGCGUGGCUCCACCGCAACCGCCUCCUCGUCUUUACCGUCGCCGCCCGGCAUCACAAAUUUGUAUUCAAAUGGAAACUACAGUGACUACUCAUCGGGUUCAUCUCAAAAAUCCCCGUCACCUCCAUCAACUCUUCGGAAUACGACAAAAGAUUCGUCAUCAGAUCUCUCCUCGAAAUAUCUUCCAACAACACCAAAAGCUUACCCAAAUCCGCCACAAAUCAAUCGACCAACUUAUCCACCAACGUCAAUUGAUGUCUCUCCAACUUACAAACCCGGGCACAACAUUGAAUCCCUUCGCUACAAUGGGGUGAAAAAAGAACAAAUGGUUGGCAAAACGUACAGUUACGGAAUGGAAACAAAUCGAGAACAGACGGUGAUCGGGAUUGAGAAAAAUGGGCAUUUCCCAAAGGUGGACAUUCUGACGAGUGAGCCAACGAGAUACACCUCGUCGCCGAGUACGAGUGAAUACUCAUCGUCGGAUCGAGGAUCCACCACUAAAUACCCAAAGAAUGGCAUAAGUUAUCCGGAAUAUGGAAGAGAGAAACCGAUCGGAUAUCAGAAGCCCAAAUCUGCGAGUCCACAACCAACAAGACAAUUUCUGUCGACUGAUGACCGCGCAUCUCGGUGGAAAGAGAUCGACUCAGCGCUGGCAAAACAAGAUGAGAAAUUCGGGAGAUUGUCGGCACAACUUCGAGAAGGCGUACAACAAAUGAGAUUGGAGGCACAGAAAGCUGGCAAUUGUCACGGCUGUAAGGAUCCCCUUUACUACAACGAGGAGACAACGGUGGCGAUGGAGAGAAAAUAUCACCCAAAAUGCUUCAAUUGUCAGCAAUGCGGAAGAAAUCUCAAAGACCUCAAAUUCUACUUGAUGGAUGAGAAAUUUUUGUGCCAAGAGGAUUUCCUGGUUGCCGAGUUGCAUAAAAGAGCUGAAAAGUGUGCCGUUUGCAAGAAACCGAUCGUCGAAAUGGUUCUGCAAGCCGUUGGCCGCUCUUUUCACCCUCACUGUUUCACGUGCUCUGUAUGCCACAAAUGUCUCGAUGGGAUUCAAUUUGCUGUCGAUGAUCAAGAUCAGAUCUACUGCACAACAGACUAUCACGAAAAAUACGCGCCAAGGUGUCACUCGUGUCGAAAAGCGAUCCUUCCAAAAGGGGGAAGCGGUGAAACAAUUCGAGUGGUCGCUUUGGGCAACGAUUAUCAUCUUGAGUGCUACUCUUGUGAGGGCUGCAAAAAGCAAUUGGGUGACGAUUACAAUGAACGAUGUCAUCCGUUAAAUGGUCAUCUUUUAUGCGCAAACUGUCACAAGUUGUGGAAAACGACCGGUGGAGCGCCGACAACCGAUUUG
Messenger RNA from Mesorhabditis belari, 1737 nucleotides. The record is from the annotation of a GenBank genome assembly. Lineage: Eukaryota; Metazoa; Nematoda; Chromadorea; Rhabditida; Rhabditidae.